AUGGCUGCGGCUACAUGGUCUGUCACGGCCAUUACGAUGGCCGGCGAAAGCUUUGAGAUCCCGGAUCUGUCUGGCGAGGACACCUUGCCGAGCCUGACCUGCAAGGUGGAGGCAGCCCUGGGCUUGGAGGUGGACGCACAGCGGCGGGUCACGCUUCUUCAUGAGCAUUGCCCGCUGGCUGGCACAAAGCGCCUAGCCGAGCUGGGCGUGCAGCCUGGCACGGAGCUCCUCUGUGUGAUGCGCCGUGCCGCCUUUGUGGUUCACGAGGGUAUGAAGGUCCAUGUCAUGGCCGGCACAGCCUCCGUGGUGGGCUCCUACAUCGCUCGUCCAAACAAGAGUGGCACGAUGACCUUCCAUCACACUUCCCGAGAAAAUCAGCGGAUCGCCUGGUAUCCCAAACAGGAGACGACCACCGUCAAAUAUCACUCUUUGGACGACCCAGACCACGUCUACCGCGAAGCAAAGGCGAGCUGGCCGGCAGGCUGGUACUUUGAGGGCCGUCCUGUCCGAUCCGCCCGCGGUAUCUACUUCCAGCCUUCCUACAGCCACCGCUGCCUUCCGCUGGAAGGUUGGCAGGUCUACUUUGCUCCAACUUUUUGCGACCCUGGCAACCCUCCCAUGCCGGAAAUCACGGUGGUGGAAGAUGACUGA
Molecule: messenger RNA, 651 nt
Organism: Symbiodinium sp. CCMP2592
Lineage: Eukaryota; Dinophyceae; Suessiales; Symbiodiniaceae
Source: the annotation of a GenBank genome assembly